Messenger RNA from Dunckerocampus dactyliophorus (ringed pipefish), 4274 nucleotides. It is a transcript of the gene has1, whose product is annotated as hyaluronan synthase 1. The transcript is spliced from 5 exons. NCBI's taxonomy places the organism in Eukaryota, Metazoa, Chordata, Actinopteri, Syngnathiformes, Syngnathidae. Gene Ontology annotation, biological process: hyaluronan biosynthetic process; extracellular matrix assembly. The coding region runs from base 110 to 1840 and encodes 576 amino acids. The record is from RefSeq and is a predicted model, not a curated record. Gene Ontology annotation, molecular function: hyaluronan synthase activity.
CAUCAACCUGCAGCUUAUAAAGACAAGCACUGCUCAGCAGGUCGCCACACAGGACCCACACAUUUUACACUCGAUGCGUCGCAAGCACAAAAUCAGGUGAAGACACAUAAUGGAGCUGAAACCUCUCCUCAAGAAGCUGCUGUCGAUACUCCGAGCGAUCUUCACGUUUGUGUUUGCGCUGGCCGUCCUGGGUGUGAUGGUGUGGGCCUAUGUUGAAGGUCAGCAGCUGGUGACCUCCUUGUAUGGAAUCAUCUCCUUCGGCAUUUAUGGCCUUCUGUUGUCGCUCCACGUGCUCGUCCAGAGCUUCUUCGCCUUCAUCGAGCACCGGCGAAUGAAAGCUCGAAAAGCUCCCUGCACCUUCACCAAGACCAUUGGCUUCACCAUAUCGGCCUACCAGGAGGACCCCGUCUACCUCAGAGAGUGCCUCAACUCUGUCCGGGCCCUCCAGUAUCCAUCCGAGCUGCUGCGCAUCGUCAUGGUGGUGGACGGGAAUUCCGAAGACGACCGCUACAUGAUGGAGAUGUUCAGAGAGGUCUUUGCAGACCGGGACCCUGGUUUUUACGUGUGGUACAACAACUACCACACGUGGGAUCCCAACCAGGUCCAGCAGGAUCAGGACACAGCUUCUGUGGGCUCAGGAGUGGAGGCGGACUAUAUUAUAGGAGGAGAGGACCCCCAGCGUAGCGAAGUAGAGCACCUGAUCCAGACCAAGAACUGUGUGUGCAUCAUGCAGAAGUGGGGCGGCAAGCGGGAGGUGAUGUACACCGCCUUCAAAGCCCUCGGAGACUCAGUCGACUACAUCCAGGUAUGCGACUCGGACACCAAGCUGGACACCAUGGCCACGGUGGAGCUGUGCAAGGUGCUGGAGAGCAACCCCAAGUAUGGUGCAGUUGGUGGGGAUGUGAUGAUCCUCAACAUGAAGGAGUCCUACAUCAGCUUCAUGAGCAGCCUUCGCUACUGGAUGGCCUUCAACAUAGAAAGGGCUUGUCAGUCCUUCUUCAACUGUGUCUCCUGCAUUAGUGGACCUUUGGGGCUCUACAGGAACGAUCUCCUCCAGGCAUUUCUGGAAUCUUGGUACAAUCAGAAGUUCCUGGGGACUCACUGCACUUUUGGAGAUGACAGACAUCUUACCAACCGCAUGCUGAGCAUGGGAUACGCCACAAAAUACACAGCUCGCUCCAAAUGCUACACAGAGACGCCGGGUCAGUUCUUGCGCUGGCUCAACCAGCAGACUCGUUGGACCAAGUCCUACUUCCGCGAAUGGCUCUUCAACGCCAUGUGGUGGCACAAGCACCACUUGUGGAUGACGUACGAGUCCAUCGUUUCCGGGGUAUUCCCCUUCUUCGUCACAGCCACCAUCAUCCAGGUGUUUUGGACAGGCUCGCUGUGGGACAUCCUGUGGGUGCUGUGCUGCAUCCAGCUGAUCGGGCUGGUGAAAGCCGCCUACGCCUGCAUCCUGCGCAGGAACGUGGUGAUGGUGUUCAUGUCUCUCUACUCAGCCUUGUACAUGACCAGCUUGCUGCCCGCUAAGUACUUUGCCAUCCUGACCAUGAACAAAAGCAGCUGGGGGACGUCGGGGCGUCGGAAGAUUGUGGGCAACUACAUCCCCCUCCUGCCCUUGUCAGUGUGGACGGCUAUUUUAUUAGCUGGAAUGGUUUACACCAUCUACCGAGAGAGCCAACGGGACUGGUUCACUCCAGCCAAGAGACUAGAAACUCAAUUUCUUAUCUUUGGCUGUUUGGCCUACUUGUGUUACUGGCUGCUGAUGAUGGUUUUAUACUGGGCGUGGUUCCGCAGGUUGUGUCGGCCACGCUCAAAAAGUUACUCGUUGGGUGUGUAGGUCCACGGUGUCCCAGCAAGUUAAUUUAUUACGGUGUCUUAAUAUUUUAAAUUUAUUUAUUUAUUUCCUCUCCAAUCUCAGGGCAAUAAAGGGUAAGCAGCUGCUAAAAUAACAAACACAAUAAAUACAUUCAUGAUAUCAGCAGGACAAACACCUAUAAGGGCAAACUUUUGACAUGGAGAUGAUGUUGCACAUUUUGGUGAAACUGUACUGAGGGCUUCAGGGCCUAUGCACUUACGUUUCUCCUAUUUAACAUGGGAGAGGUGCCCAAAUCAUAUGUAAGUGGGGGAUCUUGGGUAUUGUAUCUUGCAUAAAUAUUUAUGUUUGUAUAUGUGUAUAUAGCAGAGAUGGGGACGUGGUUUACUUAAGUCACCACACGCAUCUCAGACUUGAGACUUGACUUGGACUCGCCACCAGCGACUGGCUGAUCAUAUAACGUCAGCUUUGCCGAGCUGAGCAUCAUUAAUUCUCUUCCUCCCCUUCCCGUGACUUGUAGGUAACAACCACCGACCUUAAACACUAUGAGGAGCGUGGGUCAUUAUCACGUCGGGCCACACAAGAGUUCAGUCGAGGUCAAACCCAAAGCUGUUAAAUGCAUCUUUGGGAGCGAGAUAAAGGAUGCUGGCUCAAACAUGUCAAACUUAGAUAAGCGUUAGCGUGCUUCAUUUAAUUAGCUCUACCCUUGGAUUUGAAAAAGAAGCGCUGCUGCAUUUUGAUAGUUGCGUUCAACCUACGGUUUGCUGCUGUUCAAAAUAGCGUCAUGAUUGCCAACGCUUUCAUUGACUCUUUUUAGAUGCGCGUACAUGCUGACACGGGGGUUCUCAAAGUCUGACGAGUACCUCCCCUGGCAAAAGACUUCAGCACAGCUGCUCGAGAAUAAUAAAGAAAAUCUCCCUUUUCAAACCUGCUUAGCUAACUUCAGUUAGGUCGAUGGUAAAAUUACUUCAUUUUUAGUGCCAAUGGUGAGUAGGGAGGGAGUUGAAAACUUGACAAAAUAUGCUCCAGGGAGUAAGGGAGUCCCCAACAGUAUUCUCUGAGGGGAGACCAUACCUUUGUAUUAUAAAAUAAGGGAAAUGUUCCGGAAAAAUAAAUGAAAAUGAGGGAAAUUCUGAUCUUUGUGUUAUUUUAUUGGCGUGCUGCUUUUUAUUUUGAAGGCCUGACUUUUCUGGCCACAUGAUGCAUUGCGUCAAUGUCGCAGAGAGGACAGGAACAGAAUCAGGAUUUAUUUUUACAUGAAAGAUACAAACAGGAAAACUAUUCAAAUGGGAGGGAUAGAUCUUUGACAACCGCUGCUAUAGCGCAAAGGACAGUGUGCUAACUGCAGGUGAAAGAGACUUGAAACUUCACUUGGACUUUAACCAAAUACUUGAGCCUUGACUAGGAUUUGCAUCUCAGAGAUUUGUGACCUGAGCUUAAUGACUUGAGACUAGCAGAAAAUGACUUGUGCACAUAUCUAGUAUAGAAAUGUAAGAACCAAAUAAAAAAACUGCCUCAGUGUCAGUUUCGUAACAGAAUGACUUCCCCACUUUUGUUGUUGCACUGGAGUUUUGACGGCACUUUUCUGCAGGGUUGCACACUUGAAAAUGAAAAGUGAAGGAAUGGGAAUUCCCGAAUAAAGCAUGCGCAUAAUGAAUGUUUCAAAUGACCCUUGCUUUGGAAUCACUUUUGUAAAAAAAAAAUUAAAAAAAAAAAAAAUUGUGGAAUGAGGGAUAUGUGAAAUUCAGUCCACGUUGUUCCCAGAGACCUUCAUUGACAUUUCUCCGAGCCAUAACACUGAGUUCCUGAUAAGAGACGACUCCCACACUCUCAGGGAGAAACACUGGUUUUGGUAUUUGUUGCUCCUUUGUUCAUGGAAGCAUGUAUCAGGUGUGCAACUAUUACUGCAUGAAAUAAAGAUUUCAGAUAUUUGGACUUUCAGGCUUCUCCUAAUCGAUCCAUGACAACACACACACAUGAAUACAGUCUACAGUGGUGCUCAUACUGACAUUGCAUUCAUUUACAGAAACAAUGUACGGUACACAAUUACUGUAUUUUGGUAUCAAGUGCUGUGUGGGGCCAGUUUUAAAUAUGCAGUAUAUGCACAGUACUGUAUAGUCAUGUGAACAAUGUGAACAAAUAAAUAUUUUUCUAACGUCCAACUUCUACUGUCUUUGUAUGAAUGAAUGGGAGUGGGGCCUGGAGGGCAUUUGCGGCCCGCAGAUUAUUAACGACCCGCAACGUAUACGUUUUAAUUAGGACCACACCCCAAAGGUAAUAAAAGACUGUUGAAAGAUAUCAAAUCAAUAUUGGUUCUUCCACAUCCUGUACGUAUUUACCUAUAAAGACAAACCUCGGUUUUCGUAUGGCCCAAAUUGUCACCAAAAUUUUGCCGACUCACUGUCCGUGCAUUUCUUGAGUGUGACUGCUAAAUAGCACGCCAUGGGGCCAAAGUACA